Messenger RNA from Drosophila suzukii, 5540 nucleotides. RefSeq lists its product as uncharacterized. The record is from RefSeq and is a predicted model, not a curated record. Lineage: Eukaryota; Metazoa; Arthropoda; Insecta; Diptera; Drosophilidae.
UUUUUUGAAUGUCUGAAUUUUGUGUCAAAAUUCUUCGGCUUGGGGGUAACAAAAAAUAGUGUUUAAGGCUUGUCUGUUUCCAAACUUUAAAGGUUAGGGACAACGCUAUGGAAAUUUGAUCACCGAGUCUGGGAGCAGUGUAAGGGGCUGAGAGGCAAGAUGGCAUUGGCAUCCGAGGACAACUCUUCGUACUUAAAUAUGGAACGCUUAAAAAAGACCCAGAAGCUCAUCCACCUUUAUCGAUCAUACGAAUGCCUAUGGAAUCCCCAAUCUCCUGGUUACCACAGCAGUACUGUAAAGGAUGACGCUUGGCGAAGGAUAACUCUCCAUAUGAAGAGCGGUUUAACCCCUGACCAGGUAAAGCUGCAGAUACUCGGCCUCCGAAACUAUUACUCCCAGGAAUGUUCCGCCCUUCAAAGGAGUCAGCAAGAAGGUUAUAGUUAUGUUCCCAGGCACUCUUAUUUUCAGGACCUGCAAUUCUUGGGUAACCUGGAUGUUGAAGGAACAAACGAGCCCAAGGCCAGUUUUAGCAUGGGCCAAGUCAAUGACCUCCUGGAGGAUGCUUUUAUUCUAGACGACAGUAGUACUAUUAGAGCAAACAAUUCGCCAAACUUUUCGGAGGCCACAUUCUUUUCUCCUUUAGCUUCAUUGAGUCCCUGCGCUAGUUUAACCAAAGACGGUUACACCUUCUAUAAGAUGAUAUUAGAACCUGAACCACCCAAUGAAGUGGAACUAAGGGAGUUUAAAAAGCGAUCCACCUCUGGCAAUGACCGCUGGUACCCCACGAGCUACUGUGUGAAGUGCAACCAAGAGGAAGAAGGAAGAGGUCAAAGCAGUGGGAUUAGUACUGAAAGUAAAAGUUCCUCGGAUGGGAAUCAUUGUGGCUGUAGCAAUGAGUGCUCGUGCUCAAACCAAUCUCAGGAUAAGCCAAGAAACUUGACAAAUCGAAACGGUGUUCAGUAUCGAACACAGGAUCAAAUUCCCUUACCGAACAGCCAUAAGCGCUCUCCGCGAACCCAUCAAAAUGGCGUCUUUGUGGAUCUGGGCAACUGGUACGAUGGGGCGUCCACCAAUAAUGGAGAGCGCAACGAUAAGUGGCCAGGUCCCAGACUAUGUUCUCAAAACCGCCAGGGAUGGCAGCCCAGAUACCGCAAAGUAGUCCCAAAUGAUGAUCGAAAGUCCAAGUGCGGGAGUUGGAAGCGGAAUAAUGAUGCCAUAUGCCAGCGUCUUCAGGAUCAGUUGGCGAGGCAGGAGAACCAAAGUGGACGUUACUCCGAAGGAGCCUCCGAAGAAUUCUCUGCCCAGAGUGAUCGUCGGCGGUCGGGCGAUGAUCAGUUGAAUGCGGUGCUAUCAGAGAAGAAGGCUCAGAAGAAUAGGAACACCCAGAACCCUCCCAUUGAUCCGGCUCAGUAUAACAACAAUCAACCGAUUUCAAAUCAGGCUUACUAUAAUACAACCCAACCGGUUGAAAAUCAAUGCUAUUGCGAUUCUAACCAAUCAAAUGUGGAUCCCCAGCGAUGUAGUACUUAUGGAUGCCAGUGCAUGUACUGCAAUCGAACUGUGGUUCCAUCCCAGGGGAAUUACUACGUAACGCAGCAGAUCGAUCAGAAUAACCCAGGUUAUUCCAGAGCAGCUCCCCCAGAUAAUCAAGUGGGACAGGCUCAACCUUAUGGAGAAGCGAAUUAUUUUAACGAGUACGGACAGCCUGCAUAUCCCAAUCAACAGCAUGUCUACUGCAUCAAUACAGAAAAUGCAGAAAUGUGGGUAAGGGGUCAGUCCGCGUCUGGAGCUCCAAGUCCUGCCCAGGUGCCCGUGACUCCGCUACCUAGGUCUUGGCCGCAGGAAAUGGAAAGUGGCCUACCUCAGCCAGGUAGUCAGGCCGUAAGUGCUCCUCCCCAAAGUCUAGACAAGAUCUUUUCAUCAAAUAUAAAUAAAAUACUUCAGCCCGAACAACCUAUUCAGCAUCCUACAGCAAAAAAAAGACCAGUGCCACCGCCACGGGAUAUUGAAUAUGUGGAGUGCCCUGCCUAUAAAGGGGUACAAAAAUCAAGAAGGGGAAAUUACCAAAGUCAACGAAGAACUAAUGAUUCUGAGGACUCUGUUGAUGGAAACGAUCAACCGAGAAGAUCAUAUGACGAAGGCAGCCGAACUCGAAAGAGACAACGUAAUCAAGAUUCAGAUCGUCAAGUUCCGGGGGAAAAUCCGUGUAAGUGUCCAGCUAGCAGCCGCAAUCCAAAUGAAGAACUUCCUACACAAAGGCGACCUCGCAAUGAUGAUGGGGUUGUUAGUAACCCCAAUUCCAACUAUGAAAAUUCUCCUUCUCCACGGCGGGGCAGCUCAAACAAAUCAAAAGUUUUUCAACUUCAAACCGACGAUUCUCAAUAUAUAGAGUGUCCAGCGUAUAAUCGUGAAAAUCCCAAGGAAUGUCCCAAUUUAAAAUGCAGACUAGACGAUCCCAGUCAACCAAACCGCGAAGAAAGAAGCGUCCGAAGAAAAAGACCCCCUUCAGGGGACCGGGACUAUGAUGAGGAGGAAACUCCAAGUUCAAGGAGAAGACCCCAAGGUCAAGAUAGAAGUAGUCCAGAAAACGGUGACUAUGAAGAGCAAAAACAAAGUGUCAGGGAAAAAUACGCUGGUCAAAGGCAAGAUGAUAGUUCUCGGAGCAAGAGAAAAUCAGAUGAUGAAGCUUAUAGGUCAAAAAGGCGAAAGGAAGAAAACUGCACCGACAAAACCUGUCUGUUUAGAAAUUCUUCUAAGCAAUAUAAUGAUCGUUCCGGUCGGGAAACGGGUAACCCAAGAAGUGGUAAUGGCAAUGGUAAAUAUCAAAGCUCCAAAACAAAGUAUAAGGAGUGCAAUGAUUCUACGUGUCCAUAUCUUAAAUCUGGCGUAGUAAAAGCAUCCCCUCAAGAAAAGUCGCGAAAGCAACGAGAUCAAUCCUAUCCAAAAGAGUACGACGAGGAAGAAAGUGAAGUCAGAAGAAAGUAUAGAAGUGAGUCCCCAGCAAAAAGGCCACCACGGGAUUUUAACAAAUUUGAAGAUUUCGAAAAAAACCAGAAAGAUGUUAGGAGCUAUAGGCGAACGAGAAAUGAAGCUCCCUCUGAUAUUGAUGAUUCAGAUGACAAUGUGUAUAAGUCAGGAAGAUAUCAAAAUGAUAAUCGCAACUAUUAUAAAGACCAAGAUAAUGAUAUUGAUGAUUCAGAUGACAAUGUAUAUAAGUCAAGAAGAUAUAGAAAUGAUAAUCGCGACUAUAAUAAAGAACAAGAAGAUCGGGGGCCUACAGAAAGAGUUAAAAAGUAUUCGAUAAGGGAGGAAAGAAAUUUUAUAAGAAAAGAUAAUGAAAGAUAUCAGAGAGGUUACCGCAAUGGAAACGAUUACAUAAACAAAACAGUAGAUGAGUGCAUGUGUGAAGACGAUUUGGACUCCGAUGAACAGGAUAAUGCCUAUGGUGCCUAUCCUGUGAGGGAGAAUAAGAAUCGAGGUGAGAAGGUAUCGAAUGAUUAUAAAAGAACAGAAACAUCAAGAAAAAUCAAAAGUUAUGAUGACUCGGAAAGUGAGAAAAACAAUUAUCGGAACCGAUAUGAAGACCAGCAACCUUCUUAUUCAAGGGGAACGAACAAGGCAACUUCUUAUUCGAGGGGAAUGGAUGUAUACGAUUCGGAAUAUGACUGCCUUUGCAGUGAUAAUGAAGAUCCUCAAAGCUCUAGGCAAAACAGGAGCAAUCAAGCAGCCAGAAACGAUCAGAGGACCUCAAGCAACACCAAAAAUGAAAUGAAAGAAAAAACCAGAGGAAAUAUAAGCAAUGCAGGGGCCGAUUUAAAUGGUAACGAUUAUCAUAAAUACGAAAACAGAAAUAACAAUAGGGCACCUGAGUCUUCUACGCCAAUUAGAAGUAGACAAGAUAAUCAGAAUUCCGAAGAUCCUGGAAAGAAUGACAGAGAUAAAACCAAUGAAGUAGACGGCUGUUUAUGCGAACCUGAAGGAGGUGAAUAUUACUCUAAAUACCAAAAUGGGAAUACCAAUAGGACGCCAGGGAUUCCCUCGCCAAACAGAAGUAGAAAAGAUAAACAAGAUCCCAAUGAUAUUGGUAAGGAUGACAGAGGUAUAAGAAACGACAUAGAUGUCUGUGAAUGUGAUCCUAAUGAAGCUGAAUAUUCCAAAUACGUAAAAAGCAGCGCCAAUCAACAAGCUAAUGAUAACGAUGUUUCUUGCGAGGAUUGUACAUGUGAUCCAAACGAACCAACGAUAUCUGUGGGCAAGGAACGAAAUCAAGCUGGUAGUAUAUGCAUGGCACUCAAUGCCUUAGCCGAAAGCCAGGAUCACAAAAAAGAAUCCAGCGGGAGGUCCAAGAAACCAUUGAAGAUGGAACGAAAGGAAGCCAAAACCAAGCCAGUAUUUACCAGUGAUAACCAGACGCCUACCGCAAAGAAGAGUUCCCUCCCAAAGACGGGGGUUUUCCCCAGAGUCCAGUCCAGAUCCGCAAGUCCCGCUCAUCUGCCUGCAGCUCUGAAGACUCAACCAGGAGAGCCGAUCAAGAGAAAAACCUCGACGAGGACUGGAGGACCAUCCAGCGCCGCAAAGAGAACCAUGGACACAAAUGCAGCUGCCAACAGCAAGUUGCCCUUUGAUCUAAACUCGGCCGCCUAUUUUAUUUGCAAAUUACAGGACGAAGGUAACAACCAUCAGUACCUCCUUGUGGUGCCAAAGAAGCCGAUUGGACCACCAGAUGGCCAACGGAUGGGCCCAGGACAAGAGUCUGUGAAGCAGCUGCACUGCCAGCGGCAGUGCUCCGGCUUUCAGAGCAUGUCCUGGGUCGAUUCGUCGGCCAUCAGCCAAUCCCAGCCAUCCCAGCAAUCCCAGACGAGGGGAGGUGGCCUAUCCGUACUGGGCUCCUUUAGGGUCCCACCUGUCCUGGCCAGCACGGCGCUGGGCAUAAUCAAGGAGCACCUCAAUAGAUCCACUAAAGACACAAAUCCAGGUUACAGAGAGGCGUUAUCUCCCCCCCAUAAGAAAUGGCGUUCGUUACUAUCCAGAGCGACGUCUUCGAGGCCCAGGAGACCCGUUCUUCGGCCGUCCCACAAAGCCAACGCUCUGAUUCUGGACGAGAACAGGACCUUACUGCUCACCAACAAUCCCUUUCAAGAUUUGAGCUUCGGUGACAACAGGCGAGAUAUUAUAGUGCUACACCCACCGGUUCCAGGUUUUCGGCCCUCUAAGAACUCCUUCAGCAAGGACGAGGUGGAGAUGCAGCACAUCUCAGUCCCCAGCCAGGACACCGAUGUGCAUCGUAAGCCACCCAGGCCGCCUAUAAAACCCAGAAAAAAGCAUCCUCGGUGAUCAAUCCAUAGCUGUAAUGUCCUCACACAUACUUCCCGGCCCUUGAAUCAUCAUAUAAAGAACAGCACCCAACCGAAGCCGAAGGACUCAGCUGCCUUUUAUUCAAUGAGAGAUGUUUUCGGCCAGGAGUCGAGGGGCUUCACGCUUCGCCGCCCACUGUGGUGGCUCCGGAGUUUUGGGAUCUUUCGGGGUUAGCCCAAAACUUG